This is a messenger RNA of Coregonus sp. 'balchen', 6837 nucleotides long. The record is from the annotation of a GenBank genome assembly. NCBI's taxonomy places the organism in Eukaryota, Metazoa, Chordata, Actinopteri, Salmoniformes, Salmonidae.
CGCCUGAUAACCGACUCCAAAGUGAAGCUCAAGUACCAACAUUUAAUUACCAAUAGUUUUGUAGAGGUAAGCUUGUUUUACCUUCUACGUUAUUUGUGUGUUCAUAGUGGAAAAAUAAGAAAUGCAAUGAAUUCAAUGUGCAUUAGACUAGUCUACACCACUACUACAUUCAAUGUGUGCACCUGCAUUGAAUUUAUUGCAUUAAUUUGAAUAUUUGAAUAAGAUUGGAUAACAGGAUGUGUCUAACUGUCCUAAUCUCCCAGUGUAAUAGACUGUUGAAGUGGUGCCCUGCACCAGACUGCCAUCACGUUGUCAAAGUCCACUACCCCGACGCCAAGCCUGUCAGGUGCAAGUGUGGUCGACAGUUCUGGUAAGACAACUCUCCUAAAUGAUCUGCCUUGGCCUCUCUUGACUAUCAAAUGACAUAAUACAGUGUACUCCUUAAAGCCCCACUGCCAGUGUCUUCAGAUGUCUUAAGGCACACCUUCAGAACAACAAUGUGUCAAGACCCAGGAGAUGGCUGGGUUAGGGUUAGUCAAGCUCAAGUCACAGGAGAUGGCUGGGUUAGGGUUAGUCAAGCUCAAGACCCAGGAGAUGGCUGGGUUAGGGUUAGUCAAGCUCAAGACCCAGGAGAUGGCUGGGUUAGGGUUAGUCAAGCUCAAGACCCAGGAGAUGGCUGGGUUAGGGUUAGUCAAGCUCAAGACCCAGGAGAUGGCUGGGUUAGGGUUAGUCAAGCUCAAGACCCAGGAGAUGGCUGGGUUAGGGUUAGUCAAGCUCAAGACACAGGAGAUGGCUGGGUUAGGGUUAGUCAAGCUCAAGACACAGGAGAUGGCUGGGUUAGGGUUAGUCAAGCUCAAGACACAGGAGAUGGCUGGGUUAGGGUUAGUCAAGCUCAAGACCCAGGAGAUGGCUGGGUUAGGGUUAGUCAAGCUCAAGACCCAGGAGAUGGCUGGGUUAGGGUUAGUCAAGCUCAAGACACAGGAGAUGGCUGGGUUAGGGUUAGUCAAGCUCAAGACACAGGAGAUGGCUGGGUUAGGGUUACUCGACAUGUCUCAAGACACGGGAUAUGGCUGGGUUAUUCAAGACAUGUCUCAAUUCACAGGAUAUGGCUGGGUUAGUCCAAUACACAGGAUAUGGCUGGGUUAUGGUUAGUCCAAGACACAGGAUAUGGCUGGGUUAUUCAAGACAUGUCUCAAUUCACAGGAUAUGGCUGUGUUAGGGUUAGUCCAAGACACGGGAUAUGGCUGGUUUAGCCAAGACACGGGAUAUGGCUGGAUUAGCCAAGACACGGGAUAUGGCUGGAUUAGCCAAGACAUGUCUCAAGACACGGGAUAUGGCUGGGUUAGGGUUAGUCCAAGACACGGGAUAUGGCUGGGUUAGGGUUAGUCCAAGACACGGGAUAUGGCUGGGUUAGUCCAAGACACGGGAUAUGGCUGGGUUAGUGCAAGACACGGGAUAUGGCUGGGUUAGGGUUAGUCCAAGACACGGGAUAUGGCUGGGUUAGGGUUAGUCCAAGACACGGGAUAUGGCAGGAUAUGGCUGGGUUAGGGUUAGUCCAAGACACGGGAUAUGGCUGGGUUAGGGUUAGUCCAAGACACGGGAUAUGGCUGGGUUAGGGUUAGUCCAAGACACGGGAUAUGGCUGGGUUAGGGUUAGUCCAAGACACGGGAUAUGGCUGGGUUAGGGUUAGUCCAAACACGGGAUAUGGCUGGGUUAGGGUUAGUCCAAGACACGGGAUAUGGCUGGGUUAGGGUUAGUCCAAGACACGGGAUAUGGCUGGGUUAGGGUUAGUCCAAGACACAGGAUAUGGCUGGGUUAGGGUUAGUACAAGACACGGGAUAUGGCUGGGUUAGGGUUAGUACAAGACACGGGAUAUGGCUGGGUUAGGGUUAGUACAAGACACGGGAUAUGGCUGGGUUAGUCCAAGACACGGGAUAUGGCUGGGUUAGGGUUAGUACAAGACACGGGAUAUGGCUGGGUUAGGGUUAGUCCAAGACACGGGAUAUGGCUGGGUUAGGGUUAGUACAAGACACGGAUAUGGCUGGGUUAGGGUUAGUACAAGACACGGGAUAUGGCUGGUUAGGUUAGUACAAGACCGGGAUAUGGCUGGGUUAGUCCAAGACACGGGAUAUGGCUGGGUUAGGGUUAGUACAAGACACGGGAUAUGGCUGGGUUAGGGUUAGUCCAAGACACGGGAUAUGGCUGGGUUAGGGUUAGUCCAAGACACGGGAUAUGGCUGGGUUAGGGUUAGUCCAAGACACGGGAUAUGGCAGGAUAUGUCGGAACCCAAAAGGAGUGUGUAUGAGAGCCAGGCAGCCUUGUGGUUUCCUCCCCUCCCCAUGGAGUCCCGUGUAGCUCAGUUGGUAGAGCAUGGCGCUUGCAACGCCAGGGUUGUGGGUUCGUUUCCCACGGGGGGCCAGUAUGAUAAUGUAUGCACUCACUAACUGUAAGUCGCUCUGGAUAAGAGCGUCUGCUAAAUGACUAAAAUGUAAAAUGAGUAGCUGCUACCCACCAGUCACAACAGGCUCCUCUGGGAUCAUAGCUUCCUGUUGGCAACCUUUGACCUAAUCCCUGCAACUAGAACACGAGAGAGAAUGAACAAUAUAUACUUUACAUUUACAUUUUAGUCAUUUAGCAGACGCUCUUAUCCAGAGCGACUUACAGGAGCAAUUAGGGUUAAGUGCCUUGCUCAAGGGCACAUUAGCGUCAUUUAGCAGACGCUCUUAGCCAGAGCGACUCACAAAUUGGGCGUUCACCCUAUAGCCAGUGGGAUAACCACUUUACAAUUGGGGGGGGGGUAGAAGGAUUCCUUUAUCCUAUCCCAGGUAUUCCUUAAAGAGGUUGGGUUCAAAUGUCUCCGGAAGGUGGUGAGUGACUCCGCUGUCCUGGCGUCGUGAGGAGCUUGUUCCACCAUUGGGGUGCCAGAGCAGCGAACAGUUUUGACUGGGCUGAGCGGGAACCACUAAUGGGACGCGUUUUGUCAUUCUAGCUUCAACUGUGGGGAGAACUGGCACGAUCCUGUCAAGUGUAAGGUAUGUGCAGGAGACAUGAAAUAGGGCUAGGUUCUGUCCUCCGACAGGACUUCAUAUUAGGACACAUGUACAAAACAUUAGGAACACCUUGCUAAUAUGGAGUUGCACCACUCCACUUUUGCCCUCAGAACAGCCUCAAUUCGUCGGGGCAUGGGCUCUAUUCAAGGUGUCGUAAGCGUUCCAAAAGGAUGGUAUUGUGUCAAGUUGGCUGGAUGUCCUUUGGGUGAUGAUACACACGGGAAACUGUUGCGCGUGGAAAAACCCAGCAGUGUUGCAGUUCUUGACACACUCAAACCGGUGUGCCUGGCACCUACUACCAUACCCUAUUCAUGGCUACUUAAAUAUUUUGUCUUGCCCAUUCACCCUCUGAAUGGCACACAUCCACAAUCCAUGUCUCAAUUGUCUCAAGGCUUAAAAAUCCUUAUUUAACCCGUCUCCUCCCCUUCAUCUACACUGAUUGAAGUGGAUGUAACAGGUGACAUCAAUAAGGGAUCAUAGCUUUCACCUGGAUUCACCUGGUCAGUCUGUCAUGGAAAGAGCAGGUGUUCCUAAUGUUUUGUACACGGUGUAUGUGUGUCUUGCUGGAUGACUAUCACCUCUGUUGCUCUACUGUCCUACAGUGGCUGAGAAAGUGGAUUAAAAAGUGUGACGAUGACAGUGAAACAUCCAACUGGAUCGCAGCUAAUACCAAGGUAUGGUUAUAACGCUAGAUAACAAUGCAUAAUACCAAGGUAUGGUUAUAACGCUACAUAACCUAAUACCAAGGUAUGGUUAUAACGCUACAUAACCUAAUACCAAGGUAUGGUUAUAACGCUACAUAACCUAAUACCAAGGUAUGGUUAUAACGCUACAUAACCUAAUACCAAGGUAUGGUUAUAACGCUACAUAACCUAAUACCAAGGUAUGGUUAUAAAGCUACAUAACCUAAUACCAAGGUAUGGUUAUAACGCUACAUAACCUAAUACCAAGGUAUGGUUAUAACGCUACAUAACCUAAUACCAAGGUAUGGUUAUAAAGCUACAUAACCUAAUACCAAGGUAUGGUUACAACGCUACAUAACACCUAAUACCAAUAUAUGGUACCAGUCCAGUUCUAUAGAACUCUCUACAUAACAAACAUCAUGGUCUGUAUUUAUAAAAGCGUCUCAGACUAGGAAUACUGAUCCAAGAUAAUUUUAGCCUUUUUAGAUUAUAGUGAAUUGACAGGGGGGACCUGGUCCUGGAUCAACAGUCCUACUCUGAGACGCUGUAUGAAUACGGGCCCAGGUCAAUGUGAUCUAGAUCGAGGUUUUCAUACCUUGGUAUUGGCUGCGCUCCACUAGGGGGGUUCACUGUCCUCGUCACACUUUUUUCCACAGGAGUGUCCAAAGUGUCAUGUGACCAUUGAGAAGGACGGCGGCUGCAACCACAUGGUGUGUCGGAACCAGAGCUGUAAAGCUGAGUUCUGUUGGGUCUGCCUUGGGCCCUGGGAGCCACACGGCUCUGCAUGGUGAGUCUGGAGAAGCAUACACAUUCACCCUAACAGAUCACCGUGUACCUACUUCCUGGUCCUCUGUAGCUCAGUUGGUAGAGUACGGCGAGACCACCCAUACAUUGCACGCAUGACUGUAAGUCACUUUGGAUGAAAGCAUCUGCUAAAUGGCGUACUGUAUAUACAUUAGGUACACCCAUCUAGUACCCGGGUCGGACCCCCCUUUCGCCUCCAGAACAGCCAGAAUUCUUCGGGGCAUUCUACAAGGUGUCGGAAACGUUCCACAGGGAUGUUGAUCCAUGCUGACGCGAUGGCAGCACGCAGUUGCUGCAGAUUGGACGGCGGUACAUUCAUGCUGCCAACAGCCCGUUCCAUCUCAUCCCAAAGAUGCUCUAUUGGGGUGAGGUCUGGGGACUGAGCAGGCCACUCAAGUAAACUGAACUCGCUGUCAUGUUCCAGAUGUUAUUUUUCCACUAAAUAGUGUUGGUGAUCGCGUACCCUUUUGGAGAUGCUUCUUCUUGUUUUUAGCUGAUAGGAGUUGUGUGGCCGUCUGCUGCAAUAGCCCAUCCGUGACAAGGGAUCAACGAGGUGUGCGUUCCAAAAUUUUGCACACACCUGUUGUACUGGACCAUUAUUUGCCUGUUUGUGGCCCGCCUGUUAGCUUGCAUGAUUUUUGCCAUUCUCCUGUUUUUUUUGCCAUUCUCCUGUUUUCUCCCACGGGACUGCCGCUGACUGGAUGUUUUUUUUGUUUGUCGCACCAUUCUCAAUAAACCCUAGACACUGUCGUGCGUGAAAAGCCCAGGAAGGCGUUUCUGAAAGUCUUGAUCCGGCGCGUCUGGUACCAACGAUCAAACCACGCUCAAAGCCGCUUAGGUCACUCGUUUUGCCCAUUCUGACGUUCAAUCGAACAGUAACUGAAUGCCUCGAUGCCUGUCUGCCUGCUUUAUAUAGCAAGCCACGUGACUCACUGUCUUUAGGAGCGAACCAUUUUUGUGAAUGGGUAAACUAAUAAACUGUCCGGUGAGUGUAUGUAUUAUACACCUACCUCCUGAUAUCUAAAGCAGCCGUCAUGGUGUCCUGCAGUAUUGUACACCUACCUCCUGAUAUCUAAAGCAGCCGUAAUGAUGUCCUGCAGUAUUAUACACCUACCUCCUGAUAUCUAAAGCAGCCGUCAUGGUGUCCUGCAGUAUUAUACACCUACCUCCUGAUAUCUAAAGCAGACGUAAUGAUGUCCUGCAGUAUUAUACACCUACCUCCUGAUAUCUAAAGCAGCCGUAAUGGUGUCCUGCAGUAUUGUACACCUACCUCCUGAUAUCUAAAGCAGACGUAAUGAUGUCCUGCAGUAUUAUACACCUACCUCAUGAUAUCUAAAGCAGCCGUAAUGGUGUCCUGCAGUAUUAUACACCUACCUCCUGAUAUCUAAAGCAGACGUAAUGAUGUCCUGCAGUAUUAUACACCUACCUCCUGAUAUCUAAAGCAGACGUAAUGAUGUCCUGCAGUAUUAUACACCUCAGCUCCUGAUAUCUAAAGCAGCCGUCAUGGUGUCCUGCAGUAUUAUACACCUACCUCCUGAUAUCUAAAGCAGCCGUCAUGGUGUCCUGCAGUAUUAUACUCCUACCUCCUGAUAUCUAAAGCAGCCGUAAUGGUGUCCUGCAGUAUUAUACACCUACCUCCUGAUAUCUAAAGCAGCCGUCAUGGUGUCCUGCAGUAUUAUACACCUACCUCCUGAUAUCUAAAGCAGCCGUCAUGGUGUCCUGCAGUAUUAUACACCUACCUCCUGAUAUCUAAAGCAGCCAUAAUGAUGUCCUGCAGUAUUAUACACCUACCUCCUGAUAUCUAAAGCAGCCGUAAUGGUGUCCUGCAGUAUUAUACACCUACCUCCUGAUAUCUAAAGCAGCCGUAAUGGUGUCCUGCAGUAUUAUACACCUACCUCCUGAUAUCUAAAGCAGCCGUAAUGGUGUCCUGCAGUAUUAUACACCUACCUCCUGAUAUCUAAAGCAGCCGUAAUGAUGUCCUGCAGUAUUAUACACCUACCUCCUGAUAUCUAAAGCAGCCAUAAUGAUGUCCUGCAGUAUUAUACACCUACCUCCUGAUAUCUAAAGCAGCCGUAAUGAUGUCCUGCAGUAUUGUACACCUACCUCCUGAUAUCUAAAGCAGCCAUAAUGAUGUCCUGCAGUAUUAUACACCUACCUCCUGAUAUCUAAAGCAGCCGUAAUGAUGUCCUGCAGUAUUAUACACCUACCUCCUGAUAUCUAAAGCAGCCGUAAUGAUGUCCUGCAGGUACAACUGCAAUCGCUACAAUGAAGAUGACGCCAAGGCAGCCAGAGACGCACAG